AUGACAACCAAGAACUCUUCUGUGACAGAGUUUAUCCUCGCAGGGUUAACAGACCAGCUGGGACUCCAGAUCCCUCUCUUCUUCCUGUUUUUCUGUUUCUAUGUGGCCACUGUGGUGGGGAACCUGGGCUUGAUUACUCUCACUGGGCUGAACUCUCACCUGCACACACCCAUGUAUUUUUUUCUCUUUAACCUCUCUUUAAUUGAUUUCUGUUAUUCCACGACUAUCACCCCCAAAAUGCUGAUGAGUUUUGUAUCAAAGAAGAACAUCAUCAUGUAUGGAGGGUGUAUGACUCAACUCUUUUUCUUCUGCUUCUUUGUUGUCUCUGAAUCCUUCAUUCUGUCAGCAAUGGCCUAUGACCGCUAUGUCGCCAUCUGUAAACCUUUGGUGUACAUGGUCACCAUGUCUCCUCAGGUCUGUUUACUCCUUUUGUUAGGUGUCUAUGUGAUGGGGUUUUCAGGGGCCAUGGCCCAUACAGGAAACAUAAUAAGUCUGACCUUCUGUGCUGAUAAUCUUGUCAAUCAUUUCAUGUGUGACAUCCUUCCUCUCCUUGAGCUUUCCUGCAACAGCACCUAUGUGAAUGAGCUGGUGGUAUUUAUCUUUGUGGCCAUUGCUAUUGGAAUGCCUAUUGUUACCAUAUUCAUCUCUUAUACUCUAAUACUCUCCAGCAUCUUCCAUAUUCGCUCCUCAGAGGGCAGGUCCAAAGCUUUCAGUACCUGCAGUUCCCACAUAAUUGUGGUUUCUCUUUUCUUUGGUUCUGGGGCUUUCAUGUAUCUCAAACCACCUUCCAUUUUGCCUCUUGACCAAGGAAAAGUGUCCUCCUUGUUCUAUACCAUUGUUGUGCCCAUGUUAAACCCAUUAAUCUAUAGCUUGAGGAAUAAAGAUGUCAAAAUUGCCCUGAGGAAAACCUUGAGAAGACAAACAUUUUCUUGA
Orycteropus afer afer is the source of this 933-nucleotide messenger RNA. RefSeq names its product olfactory receptor 8B12. Gene Ontology annotation, cellular component: membrane. Gene Ontology annotation, biological process: G protein-coupled receptor signaling pathway; sensory perception of smell. Gene Ontology annotation, molecular function: G protein-coupled receptor activity; olfactory receptor activity; odorant binding. The record is from RefSeq and is a predicted model, not a curated record. NCBI's taxonomy places the organism in Eukaryota, Metazoa, Chordata, Mammalia, Tubulidentata, Orycteropodidae.